CACACAUUUCUCCUUCUGUCUCCGUCCCCGGCCUGUCUUUCACAUGUUUUAUUGUCAUGAUUGAAAAACAAUCACACUCUAAAGCCUGGCAAGACACUGUCGCGUUUAAGUGAUCGUGACACUAGGAUUUUGAUAACUUUUUUUUUGUUUCUUUCUUUUCGAAAACGGUUCAUUUUAUUGUCUGGAGUUUACGUCAACGAAGUGGAAAAAGCCAGGACUCACGAGAAGUUUAGCGUGCUGGCCCUCAACCGGUCCAGCAGUCCGCUCCAUUCGGCCCUGCGGUCAUGUUCGGCACACGCAAGACCUGGGACCUUGGCCACGCCCCCUGCCUGCAGGACCUCUGGAAGAAAGACGUCUCAUUGGACGCGAGCUCCGUGGACUUCCUGAUGAGUGAUGGUGAGGAGGACGCCUCCUUCCUGCCGCUGCAACCCUCCGUCUUCCCACGCCACUGCCUGCCCUCCGACCUCAGCGAGACCCACGCCACCGACAACCAGCAGCUACUCAUUCAGACUCUGCAGGAGCGGGUGUGUGAGUUCCAGGCUCGUCUCCGCGGCGAGGAGGCCGGUAAGAGAUUACAGCUUCAGCAGUGCGGUGGUCACCAAGCCCACGACAAAGAGCACCGAGGCACGGUGAGCCCUGACCACAAGCAGACGCAGGACCUCCGAGAUCAACACCGUCUGCGCGACCGUCACCAGAACCACAAAGAAAGCAGCGCUUCUGGAGGGAGGUUGCCUUGUUCCGUUUCACAAAGACUGGCUCAAUCUUUAAGUAUUUCACCGGACGCGCGAGGCCAUCUCGACCAAGAUUUGAACGGCUUGGAAGGAGAACCGUUGGAACUUAUCACAGGGUUACGCACACAGAUAGAGGAGCUGGAGGAGAAACUGUCGGACCAGACGCAGGAGGUGGAGAGACUGCGCUCAGAGCUGGGGGCGACAGACCUGGAGAAGCAGCUGGAGGUGCUGGAGAACGAGAACCAGCGGCUCAAACAGGAGCUGAAGGCUGGCCAAGCCCAGGCUGCUCCCGCCACCUGCACCACCUGCACACACAGCCAGGAUGCGGAGCGGCUGCGUGAGGAGCUGUGCGGGCGGGAGGAGGAGUGGCGGCAGCGCGCGCGGCGCCUGGAGGCGCUGGAGCUGCAGGUGAGGGAGCGCGCGGGCCUGGUGGCCCGGCUGGAGCAGCAGCUGGACGAGGCCGGACGGCGCCAGCGCGAGCUCCAGCUGCGGCUGGACGAGGCCACGCGCCGCGGGCAGGACACCGAGCAGCAGCUGACCAGCAGGCUCCGCGAGAGCGAGCAGGCCCUCGCACGCCAGGCCGCCAUGCCCCCGCAGGUCAAGUACGUGACUAAGACGGUGGAGGUGGAGUCGGCCCAGUGUAAGGCGGCGCUGGCCGAGUGUCAGGCGCGGAACCAGGCCCUGCAGGAGCAGCUCAGCAUCCAGAGACAGCUGCUCAGGGAGCUGGAGGAGCAGCUGCACGAGUCCCACAAGACCAGCGGACAGCUCAGGCAACAGAUCCUGGUGUACGAGGGGGAGAUGGAGAGGGCUCAGGGGCAGCUGGAGGCUGAGAUGCAGAGUCUGGAGGAGGAGAAGAACCGUGUGAUCGAGGAGGCCUUUAUCCGUGCCGAGAGUGAGAUGAAGGCUGUGCAUGAGAACCUAGCAGGUGUGCGCAUGAACCUGUUGACUCUGCAGCCGGCUCUGCGCACCCUCACCUGUGACUACAACUGCUUGAAGAGGCAAGUGCAGGAGUUUCCCUUCCUGCUGGAGAAGGCCAUUGCAGAGGCCAAGCAAGAGAUCUGUCAAGUGAUUGGGGAGGUAAGCAGUGCCAACCAAGAGCUACUGCGCAAGUACAAACGCGAGAUGAACUUGAGGAAGAAAUGUCACAAUGAGCUGGUGCGACUUAAAGGAAACAUCAGGGUGUUCUGUCGUGUGCGUCCUGUCAGCCAGAGUGAGAUGGAUGCAGUGGACGCAAAGAACAUGGCGACCUUUGACACAGAAGAUGACUCAAUCCUCUACCUGUCCAGUAAGGGCAAGGUCAUGACCUUUGAACUGGAUAAAGUCUUUUCCCCUCAGGCCACACAAGAGGAGGUGUUCCAGGAAGUUCAGUCUCUGGUUACUUCCUGUAUCGAUGGUUUCAACGUGUGCAUCUUUGCCUACGGUCAAACUGGUUCAGGAAAGACAUACACUAUGGAGGGGGUGUCUGAGGACCCUGGUAUCAACCAACGUGCUUUGCGACUGCUAUUUGACGAGGUGUCUGAGAAGAAACCAGACUGGGAUUACAACAUCUCCGUUAGCAUGGUGGAGAUCUACAAUGAGACAUUACGGAGCCUGCUGGGGGACAACCUGAAUGACAAACUGGAGAUAAAGAUGUGUCCAGAUGGCAGCGGUCAGCUCUAUGUCCCAGCCCUCGCUGAGUUCCCCGUGAAGAGUGUCGAGGACAUCAAUAAGGUGCUGGAGCUUGGCCACAUGAACAGGGCGACUGCCUGCACCAACCUGAACGAGCACAGCUCUCGAUCCCAUGCGCUGCUUAUCGUCACGGUGUCUGGCUUCAACGCCUCCACAGGCCACCGCUCCUCAGGCAAGCUGAACCUGGUGGACCUGGCGGGCUCCGAGCGCAUCACCAAGUCUGGCGCGGAGGGCAGCCGCCUGCGCGAGGCCCAGUGCAUCAACAAGUCCCUGGCGGCCCUGGGUGAUGUCAUCAACGCGCUGCGCUCGCGCCAGUCCCACGUGCCCUUCCGCAACUCACGCCUCACCUACCUGCUGCAGGACUCGCUCAGCGGAGACAGCAAGACACUCAUGAUGGUGCAGGUGUCUCCUCUGGACACUAAUGUCAGUGAGUCCGUCUGCUCUCUGAAGUUUGCGCAGCGCGUUCGCAAUGUGGAGCUGGGUCACUCUUCCUCACGGAGGCAGACCGAGAACUCCUCCACCUCCUCCUCACCCACUCACGACAGUGUGGAGCUGGACUCUCCCCCGGUGACCCCAGUGCCACUGCCCAUCUCCAGGGCCAGCAGCGCCGGCUCCACGCUCUCCUCCUCCUCCAAGACCCCCAACACACGCCGACGCUCCCACAGUCAGCUGGCCACCGAUAGACAGGUAGACAGAGCAAGCCCAUUGGUUGGGGAAGGUGGGCAGGACGAAUGAAGCUCACCGCCUGAAUGACGCAGUGGCUUGGGAGUAGAGCAAGAGUCUCCCAACACCUGUGUCCACCGGUGGGGCUUUUUUCUGCCCCUCUGUAGCAAUGAACUGCUGUCUUCCAUUGGGUUUCAUCUGAAGGAGGUGAUGGGAUGGAUAUCGAGACAGGAAACAGAGGAGGGACCUAGACUUUUACCGGCCUAUCAGGGCCAGAGCCUGGACUUCACUGGCCAAUCAGGGUCUGGGAUCAGUGCGAGGGGUGGGAGGUUGUGGGGGUUUGGGCAUCACCUCCAGUUGGAUUUUGCUCUGACCAGCAAAUGAAGCAGCCUGGCUCACACACACACACACACACACACACACACACACACACACACACACACACACACACACACACACACACACUCUUUACACACACACACACACCCCUGGGUGAGCAACAUACUCCUCCAGUCGCCAGUUCCUGCUCCCCUGGACCUUCCCUCUGGCCCACAGAGGAGCUGUGAGAGGAGGGUCUGUCAGCUCUCGUGGGAUGUCAGUAUUUCCUGGACAACAAAAGAAGCACUUUAGACCAGGCUGCUAUCGUCACCUCUGCUGUUCUGCCACUCAAGAGCUCCGCUCCUGACAAACCUGCCCACUCGUGUACAGAUCUGUAUAUUCCAGGAGAGGAUGAGAGGAAGGAGACAUUGUAGAUUCUGUACGGCUUUCGUUUGACUCAAGACUUUGGUACAGGACUCCUGAUCACUCUCUACAUCCCACCCGUCCCCCCGUCCCCCCACCCCCACGUCCCCCACACACACACCUCUCGGUGAUUCCCCGCCAUCAGGCAUAAGGACACUUCAGACUUCUGUCCACCCAGAGAAACUGUGCAAUACAGGGAAACCCAAAAAAAAGCCCUACAGACCAGACCACGUUUCUUCACUCCUGGAGAGGAAAUUGUGUGUGUUUGUGUAUUUUCUCUUCAUUUUCCAGUCUUCCUGAACAGUGCAUGUGUUUUUAAUGUUCAAGUCUCUUUGUGUUUUUACACUUCAGCGUACUGCUUUCAGAGACAAUCGUUUACCGGCGAUCAUGGUACAUAACAGAACACCUACUGCACGCAUACACACACACACACACACACACACACACACACACACACACACACACACACACACACACACACACACACACACACACACACACACACACACACACACACACACACAGUCAAAUGCACCACACACAGGUAACCCAGAGCUGGCCACACACCAUUGCCAGGCUCACAAUGCCAACCCAAGCCACCCCUCUCCCCUCAGUCACUGCUAGAUGUGAAUGCUGUGAGUGCGUUGUGAAAGUGAAGGGGAUGGAGAGACUCCUCCAUGAUGCUGAGCUGUGAGGGAUACCGCAUUGCGAAGCAACGUCAGCUGCAUUUGGGGGGAAAAGCCUUUUGGUCAUGGUGGUUUGUGGGUCACCUGCUUGCUUGUGCUCAUGUUGGUGUAGGAUUUGUAUGCAGUUUUGUUUUUGUACACCGUUUAUAAUAAACACCCCUUUCUAAAACCAAA
Molecule: messenger RNA, 4663 nt
Organism: Sardina pilchardus (European sardine)
Lineage: Eukaryota; Metazoa; Chordata; Actinopteri; Clupeiformes; Clupeidae
Gene: kifc3
Product: kinesin family member C3
Exons: 22
Coding region: 285-3134 (949 amino acids)
Biological process (GO): microtubule-based movement
Cellular component (GO): microtubule cytoskeleton
Molecular function (GO): microtubule motor activity; microtubule binding; ATP binding
Source: RefSeq, a predicted model, not a curated record